Pygoscelis adeliae (Adelie penguin) is the source of this 510-nucleotide messenger RNA. RefSeq names its product LY6/PLAUR domain containing 6B (gene LYPD6B). The coding region runs from base 1 to 510 and encodes 169 amino acids. The record is from RefSeq and is a predicted model, not a curated record. Gene Ontology annotation, molecular function: acetylcholine receptor regulator activity. NCBI's taxonomy places the organism in Eukaryota, Metazoa, Chordata, Aves, Sphenisciformes, Spheniscidae. The transcript is spliced from 4 exons.
AUGUUGUUAUUCUGUCACAUGCUGGCCGGAGCCUUUCUUCCAUUCUUCAUCCUUUCAGGAAAUCGGGUUUCAGCUGAGAACAUCAACUUUUACAAUGUGAGACCUCCGCUAGACCCCACUCCAUUUCCAAACAGUUUUAAGUGCUUUACCUGUGAUAAUGCAGUGGACAAUUACAACUGUAACAGAUGGGCUGAAGAUAGAUGGUGUCCUGAAAGUACUCAGUACUGUUUGACAGUUCAUCUCUUCACAGACCAUGGGAAGAGUACGUCAGUCACCAAAAAAUGCGCUACUGGAGAAGAAUGCCAUUUUGUAGGCUGCCAGCAUCACAGAGAAAGUGGCCACACAGAAUGUGUUUCUUGCUGUGAAGGCAUGAUUUGCAAUGUAGAGAUACCAACCAAUCACACAAAUGCGGUAUUUGCUGUAUUGCACGCCCGGAGAACGUCGGAUGGCAGCAGGCGGACAGUCAACAUUGCAGUGCUUCUAUCAGUCAUGGUGAUCGCGUUGUCGUGA